AUGAAGAUUGAAGAGUUUAUUGAAUCUUCAAACGAUUUAUUGGAGGCAUUUCCAAGCACAACGAUUUCCAUAACUUAUGCAAAUGAUGCCAAAAAAUAUAAGAAUGAUAAGUAUUUGAAUUCAGUAAAGAUCAAAUGCUAUGAACCAAAAAGUGGUAAAUGCUUAAAGUUCAAAACCAAUAAAGCUAAAGAAUUGUCGAGAUUAUUGAUAUUCUUAGGCCCAAAAAGUAUCAGUGUAAAAAGGAAGAGAGAAGAAGAAGAAGAUACUGAAGAAUCUAAGAAAUUUAAAACUGAAGUUCCAGGUAUGGCAAGUAUAAUGAGUAAUAAGAAGUUUGAAAACGAUACUGAAAUAAAUGAUACUGUUAACCCUGAACCACCAGCUAGUGGAGAUAAGAAGAAAAAGAAAAAGAAGGGUAAGAAGUAG
Messenger RNA from Yamadazyma jaroonii, 423 nucleotides. Lineage: Eukaryota; Fungi; Ascomycota; Pichiomycetes; Serinales; Debaryomycetaceae. The record is from the annotation of a GenBank genome assembly.